Molecule: messenger RNA, 3307 nt
Organism: Crotalus tigris (Tiger rattlesnake)
Lineage: Eukaryota; Metazoa; Chordata; Lepidosauria; Squamata; Viperidae
Gene: ZC3H11D
Product: chromosome unknown C12orf50 homolog
Exons: 12
Coding region: 191-1483 (430 amino acids)
Molecular function (GO): metal ion binding
Source: RefSeq, a predicted model, not a curated record
CAAUUAGUAUAAGAAGCUUUUUGAUUAAAACUUUCAACUGGAGAUUUCCCUUUAAGAGGAAAUAGAACUUAGAUCCUGAAUUCAGCUGUACUCAGAACAAAAGGGAAUAUUCUUCCCAUACAUGUUGAUAAUUCCAGCAUUUAUGCUGAGAUCUUUCUAAAGACAGUGGAGUAGAAGCACAAGAGGUGAAAUGACAGAAGUUGGGGAUGACUGUUUUUUCUAUGUUCAUUCAACCUGUGCGAAGGGAUCAAAGUGCAGGUUCCGUCACUGUGAAAAAGCCAUUGGCAGUGAUAUUGUGUGCUCAUUAUGGAGAGAGGGAAAAUGUUCCCAUCAACUUUGCAAAUUUAGACACAUGGAAAUACAGCAAAAAUACAACAGCAUCUCAUGCUUCUGGGAAACACAGCCUUUAGGCUGUGUGAGGAUCAGUUGUGUCUUCCAUCACAGGAAACCUCGUAAUAUUAAUGGACUUUUUUUGCCCCCUAGUAAUGAUUCUACAUUGCAAGGGGAAGUUCAGGAAGGAAUUUUGCAUGCUGCUCAAAAUCAAGAUUCCACAAAAGGUCAGGAGAAUUCAUUAAGGCCUAUUCAUCCUCCACUUAUUAUUACCAUCAAUCUUGAGGAUGAAGAAGAGGAAGAACAAGAAGAAAAAUAUGCAUCUUAUUUAUUGUCAAAGACACCAGAAGAUAUAGAAGAAGAAAAGGCAAUAAAGGAAAUGUGCUAUAAAUCUGGAGAAUAUUAUAGAAUUCAGACUUCUCAAGAAAAUCAUUUAACAAAAAAUUCUUCAGUACUGGAGAAUGAGCUCAUUAAACCUAUGGAAACAUGCAGAGAAUUACAAGAAGGUGAUGGUGUUGCAGUUCCAUCAAAGUUUAACAUUAUAGAAAGGCAAACAAAAAUAACAGCCUCAGUAGACAGUUGCUCUAAAUCUGAACUUAGUGCCUUUGAAAAUGGAGGAGGUGAUUGUUACUUGUCACAAAGAAAUAUAUUUGUUGAAGGGAUACAAAACAAAAUGUUCAAUGGAGAGAAACAAUUUACCAUGCUAAAGUGUUUAAACGUUAAAGCUACCAGCCAUACAGAAAGCAUCAAGAAGCAUCAUUUUAAGGGAGUAAAGAAAAAGAAAUGGUUAUCUGAGGACUCCAAAAAUCUGCCUACCCCUUUGACAGCAAAAGCAAUGCAUACUUCAAACUCUAAAAGUAAAGGGAAUUGCCAACAAAAUGAUCAAAUCAAGAAUGCUGAGAAUGCCUCUUAUGUUCCUUCUCAGAGAGCCAACGGGAGAAGUAUUUCCUUGAGUGCUCCAAUGGCUGGAAGGUCACAAAAUCUCACUUAUGCUAAAAUUGGUGUAGCCAAAGAAUCCAAAAUGAAUUUAUCUACAGAGAGGUGUGCUUCGGCGUAUAAUAUACCAGCCUGGAGAAAAAGAAGCCCGCAUUCUAAAAUAUAUACUAAACCUGAAAAAAUGCAUUCAGAGCCCAGAAGAAAUGGAAGUAGAUAAAAUGGAGGUUAAUUUUAAAGAGAAGAAAGAGGGAAUAAAGAAAUAUUAUAUUGCUCUUCUAUGGUUUGCCAUAAAAAGAGGACAAAAUAUUCAAAUUCAAAUGAUUUGGUUAUCAUGAAAUCCAACUGGAGAUCUAAGCUGACAAAAACAUUCUAAAAUUCAGGAAGUAUAUGUGCCAAAUCAUUUACAUUAAAAUAUGUAAACAAGCCAUCUAUUUCUGAAUCAAUAAUUUUACUGUUAACCUAGACUGAAAGUUUUACUGUUUGGGAGUAAGUAUAGGCUUCAUAAGUGCUUUCAAUCCCAUGUGAGAACAAGCACAUCUCUAUUUUUCAAUAAAGCCAUUUAUUUUCCAGGCUUUUGUCAAAGUCUGAACAAAGUUGAGCUAAUUUGUUGAAUAGCAGAGAGUACUGGGCUCUUUCUUAAUCACUUUCGAAAGGGUGCACAAACGCCCUGCUUAACGUUGCCAGAAAGAUUGGGUGUUUUCUCUCACAGGAAAAGAUGUUUAGGAAAUUUUGCCUUUUUAAAUAGAGAUUAGCACGAUUUUAAUGACAAUGGUACUAAUGAGGGGAAUACCAUAAUGUGGAGCUACUGAAAACACCGUGAUGCAAAGAUGACAUGAUCAGAAUUAAAUAUGCUGAUUUAUAUAUGCUGAUUACUCUCUGGAAGAACACAUCUUCCUUUAACAGCCCUGUAUGCUUAAUUAUAGUAUACAUUACUUCCCCAUCCAGGGAUUAAUCAAAUCUGGAUUUAGCAAGAAGAUUGCUUCAUAUAUUUUUUAAAGUACAGGAGCCAUAAACUUAAUUACAUUAUAGAGAAUUCAGAUUCUACAUCAAACAUACAUUUUUCAAGUGAAGCAUCACAUAUAGAGCGUGUUGUAAGAUGGGUACAACAAGAUGUGGCUUACAGUCACCAAAUCUCAUGGACCCAGAAAGGGAUACAGCUGGAAUACUAAACUUAAAAAUGCAAAAGCAUUCCUUGCUGCAGUAAUCAUCUUUGAACCAAGUUGUAGCUGAUAAUUAAGGAAAUUAUCCAGGUAGACCAAAGGGAAAAUUAAAUCAAACCCUUCUAGAUAGCCCCAGAAAGUUACUACAAUUUAUUUUAUCAAACAUUGGUGAAAACUAGAGAGACAAGGAUUGAGUAUACAGUUAAUAACAUUCGUCUGCACACAUUCUAUCCAUAUAGAGGAAAACUACAUACGAGAAAAGAUAGAAUACUAUCUUUGUGUCCAAAUAAUGUAACACUUUCAACUGAUGCAAUACCAAUAACAGAGAUACAAAUUUUGAGAAACACUGAAAUAACAUGGCAGAAGGAGUAGGGAUAGAUGAUGUCAUCUCUUUAACCAGAUCUCUCUUAAACACACUUGACACUGUUUUAUUCAGGACUAUAUCUCUGCCAUCUAUCAUAUUUCCUGCAGCUGAUUUGCCACUCUUAUUGCCACAAGGUAAAUCUUAAUAGAAUCUCGUACACAUGUUUGAUCAGAUAUGUUCUUUGCCUUCCUCCAGAAACAUCCCUUUACUCUGACGUCCUCAGGUUGGAAACUGAAAGGAAAGCUAGCCUAUUUUCCUUUCUCCAUAGUAACCAAAUUGCAAGUUCCAAUCACCUCUCUUACAACUGAUUAUCAAUGCUUUGCCCAUGCCAUUUUAUGAUUUCUCUGCACUUUCCCUGCCUACAGGAUCCAACAUAGACAUUACUUAUCUAUCUAGAUAACAUUUCUCUGAAGGAGAAAUUAAAUAAUGCUUUGUCUUUUAAAAUCAAUUAUGAAUGAAACAAUUUUGGCCAUUUUGGAAAUGUAAGUCUUCUAAAAACCUGGGGUAUCCUCUGGAA